Didymodactylos carnosus is the source of this 312-nucleotide messenger RNA. The record is from the annotation of a GenBank genome assembly. NCBI's taxonomy places the organism in Eukaryota, Metazoa, Rotifera, Eurotatoria, Philodinida, Philodinidae.
AUGAUCGACUCAACUCGUGAAUUAUUAGCAUCACUGCUAAAAGCAAAGAAAAUCUCUAAGGCGAUUUUCGAAAAACUAAAACCACCACUCGAACCAGAAUUACCUCAUCUAUACUACAAUCCGAAAGAUCAUAAAGUAGGAGAACCUUUGAGACCGAUUGUCGCUGGAAUAAAAUUACCAAUAGCACCUAUUUCGAAGUAUCUCGACCAACUAUUGAAAGAUGUGAAUUUAGCUGAAGUAUUAGGAAAUUUUACUCAAAUUAUUACUCAGCUGCCAAUCACAAUUGAAACAACGGGACCACGGCCGAUUUGA